This is a messenger RNA of Medioppia subpectinata, 1109 nucleotides long. The record is from the annotation of a GenBank genome assembly. NCBI's taxonomy places the organism in Eukaryota, Metazoa, Arthropoda, Arachnida, Sarcoptiformes, Oppiidae.
GAAAUGAGAUCAAAAUUGAUGGCAAAGUAUUGCGAAAAUUAAUGUUAAGCGAUAGCUAUAAGUGGUUAACACUUAAUGAUGUGAUCAAAAGAGUGGAUAAUAUCGCCAAAGGGUUAAUGAAAAUGGGUGUCAAAAAGGGAGACAAUGUAAUCAUUUGGGCGGACACUCGGCUCGAGUGGACACUCUGUAGUUUAGCGCUCAUCAAAAUUAACGCAACUCUAUGUACGCUAUACUCAACAUUAGGCACUUCUGGCCUAAUAUACGGUAUAAACCAAACGGAAUCGCAAACAAUAAUCACAUCAAUUGAUUUGAUGCCUAAAUUGAAGUCAUUUAUCGAUAAAGUGCCGCAUUUGAAGUCAAUCGUGUACAUGAAGAAUACCAGCGACCAAUUGAGUGACAAUAGCUUUGGCGACAAUAUUACCAUCAAAUCGUUGGAUCAGUUAGAAGACAACGGAACCGACGACAAGUCGGUGCCACUCGACUACCAGUUGCCAAACGAUACAAACGAAACGGCGGUCAUAAUGUAUACGUCGGGAACCACUGGCCAACCGAAAGCUGUCCGCAUAUCUCACCGCUCACUGAUGGCCAGUCUUCGGUCACUUCACGGCUACAGUGCCGACAAUAUCCCGGACGGGAUCCACAAUCAAACCUAUAUGUCUUAUCUGCCAUUGGCUCACAUUUUGGGCUUUACUUUUGAAAUGUAUUUGUUUUUUGCCGGCGCCAGAAUCGGGUACAGUUCGGCCCAAACCCUGACCGACUCGUCGCCAGGACUGGCCUCAGGACAGUCGGGUGACGUCACACUUCUUCGGCCGACAUCGAUGACAGCCGUACCGCUAGUUAUGGACCGACUGUUGAAACAAAUCUAUGAGAAACUAAACGCCAGGUCCGCGCUAUCGGCCCCACUGUUCACGUAUUUAAUGGACUAUAAGAUCCGGUGGACGGGUAGAGGAUAUGACACACCGCUAAUCAAUCGCGUGAUUUGCCGACCGAUAGCCGCGGCGCUCGGCGGACGACUCGAGUACGUGAGCGUUGGCGGCGCUGCACUCAACCCACGCACUCAGGCGUUGCUCAAAGCGGCUCUCAAUUGCAAACAAAUAGCGCAAGGUUUG